AGUGGGCAUGCGCACAGUAACUGGUCGGCGUGAACGUGCGCAGACGGGCGCGCUCGUGCGUAUCCAUCGAGCGUGUAAGUGCGGCGUCGUCGACUACAUGAUAUGAUGGUGAGUGUGGGCAAGAGAGCACGUGACGCGGAAGCAGACUCCAGCUUCUUUUGUUCCCAUCAAUCAAAGCGGACACGGACGGAGAGCUGCAGAAUCAGGAAAUCGCUGCUCUUUUGACUGAAAAUGCCACGUAAGAAGGUGACAGAUGUCUCUGGAAAUGGAUCCCUGAAGAAGAAGAGAGCGAGCGGCAAAAGGAAAGAGAGGGACUUCAGCAGUGACGACGACUUUGAUUAUGAACAGGAGAACAACAAGAAGCCCGGCAAGCCCUCCACAAAGUCCACUCUGCAGCCCGUCACUGUGGCGGAUGACGUGAAAGAGAAAAUUAAACUUGAAUUCCCAAAAGUUAAAGGUCAGCUGGUCAUAUUUGGAGCAACUAACUGGGAUUUGAUUGGAAGAAAAGAAGUCCCCAAACAACAAGCUGCUUUCCGCAACCUGGGCCAGAAUUUAUGGGGACCGCAUCGCUAUGGCUGUCUAAAUGAUGUCCUGGUCAGCUGUGUGAUUUCUGGCCCGUGCGCGGCUCACAGCCUUCUCAUCACCACUGAGGGCAAGCUGUGGAGCUGGGGUCGGAAUGACAAAGGUCAGCUGGGCCACGGUGACACCAAACGUCUGGACGCUCCCAAAUUGAUUGAGGCUCUGGCAGAUCUUGUGAUUGUCGCUGCAGCCUGCGGACGGAAUCACACCCUGGCACUCACAGAGGACGGCAUUGCACACUCAUUUGGUGAAAACAAGCUGGGUCAGCUUGGCCAAGGCAGCCAGACUGAUGCCGUCCUCAGCCCAGCGCCUAUUUCCUACAAUGGCCAACCCUUGGUGAAGCUGUCAUGUGGGGCAGAGUUCAGCAUGGUGGUGGACUGCAAAGGGAACCUCUAUUCCUUCGGCUGCCCUGAGUAUGGACAGCUCGGGCACAACAGCGACGGCAAGUUCAUCGCUCGCGCCCAGCGCAUCGAGUACGAUUGCGAACUCAUCCCUCGCCGCGUUGCCAUCUUCAUUGAGAAGUCCAAAGACGGGCAGGUCAUGCCCGUGCCCAACGUGGUGGUCCGAGAUGUGGCCUGUGGCGCCAACCAUACGCUGGUGUUGGACUCUCAGAAGCGAGUAUUCAGCUGGGGGUUCGGAGGUUACGGGCGCCUGGGCCACACUGAGCAGAAGGAUGAGAUGGUUCCUCGCCUGGUAAAGCUCUUUGAUUUCCCGGGUCGAGGAGCCAGUCACAUUCAUACGGGCUACCAGUGUUCCUUCGCCAUCAGCGAGAUGGGGAGUCUCUUCUUCUGGGGGGUGACCAACACCUCCAGAGAGUCGACAAUGUACCCCAAAGCUGUGCAGGAUCUAUGCGGCUGGAAAAUUCGGAGUCUGUCAUGCGGGAAGAGCAGCAUCAUCAUUGCUGCAGACGAAACCACCAUCAGCUGGGGCCCUUCCCCCACUUUUGGGGAGCUGGGUUACGGAGACAACAAGCCGAAAUCCUCCACCAUCCCCCAGGAAGUCAAGACCCUGGACGGCAUUUAUAACGAACAGGUCGCCAUGGGUUACGCUCACUCCAUGAUCGUCGCCAGGCAGGACACGCCGGCCGAGCGGGAGAGGCUGCAAAAGCUGCCGGAGUACAAUCCCCGAACAAUCUGAUCAGGUUUUUUAUUUUUAUUUUUUUUUUUGAGGGAAAGGUCAGAGUUGGCCUGGGAGGGAGGCGCAGCCUUUUCGCAAAAGGUCUCGUCUUCGGCGAGGCUCCCUUUUCCGCCAAUUUGGGACGCUACGAUCACAAGGAACUUUUUUGAGACCAUGUCACUUAUUGAGUGAAACCUAGUUUACGUCAAGCACUUCUUUUUCUUCCAGGGAUGUGCCCCCCCCCCCACACUUUUGUUACACUCACUCAUUAUGUUUUUCAUCGUCUUGCGUUGCAGUAUUUGAGAAAUUGUCAAAAUUUACGGGUGCUUCAGCAUGACCCCUCCUCCCCCCCGCCCAACCUCUGCAGGGACAGAUGCUCCAUACGAGUGCCUCCGGUUUUCCACGGCCCCCGUUAUGGAAGUUGUACGUUUUCGCCACAUUGCCAGCGUUGUUACAUUCCUUUUAGUUAUUCUUCGCACUAUAGAUCAAUGUCGGGACUUGUUUUGGGUGAGUGUGAGGGGCCAAUGAUGCACUGUCAAAAGUAUUUGAGCCGGGGAAGGUUGGGACUUUUGGUGUUUGAAAUGGGUAAAGGUUUUUGUUUUGUUUUGUUUUGUUUCCCCCCCUCCCACCUUUUACAGAUCUUGUGUGUCUGUGUGUGUGUGCGCGCGCGCGCAUCCUUCUGGUUACAUUUUCAUUUCCAAUAAAGUGGUUGUAGAGAA
Molecule: messenger RNA, 2414 nt
Organism: Syngnathoides biaculeatus (alligator pipefish)
Lineage: Eukaryota; Metazoa; Chordata; Actinopteri; Syngnathiformes; Syngnathidae
Gene: rcc2
Product: regulator of chromosome condensation 2
Exons: 13
Coding region: 232-1716 (494 amino acids)
Source: RefSeq, a predicted model, not a curated record